AAAUUUACCGCUUAGAACAAUUCAAAAUGUAAACAAGUUGCACAACCGGCACAAAACCGAAGAAAUACUGUAGCUGGUGUUUAAAUUAUAAAAAAAAAUUCCUUGUAAUAAGUGAGUAUAAGGACAAAAUGCCAAAAUAUCCAAAAGGUAUCCUAGGUGUGAGGAAGGACCCAAAGAACCAGAUUCUGUUUUCAUUUAGUGCAAGACAAGGAGAUGAAUGGCCUUCAGAUGAUGAUGAGGAUUCAGAUUAUAAACCUGGGAAAGGCUCAGACUCGGACAAUGAGGGUGCAAGCACAAGCAAACAAUCACAGAAAAGAAAAAUAAAGCACACAAAGACAAAAAGAAGCACAAAGAAGAAAGUCAAACAGAACAAUGAUAAAUGUACAGACAAAAGAACAAGGCCAAACAACACGAGAGACCACGAUCAUCCAGCUUUCCACGGUGAAGUUCCCUCAUUACCAACAGAAAUUUGGGAGAAGAUCUUCAAGAUAAUAGUUCAAAAGGAUGGAGCAUUACCAUUUUUAGAAAGGGCUUCUAAAGUAUGCAAGCUAUGGAAAGAUAUAAGUGUACAGCCUCAUCUAUGGGAAAAAGUAGACAUGUCAUUUGGAUGGAUGAAUUUAAAUGAGACAGCUUUGAGGCAAUAUGUCAAGAGACUUUGGGCUG
Ruditapes philippinarum (Manila clam) is the source of this 663-nucleotide messenger RNA. RefSeq names its product F-box/LRR-repeat protein 6-like. The transcript has 5 exons. The annotation marks the transcript as partial. Gene Ontology annotation, cellular component: SCF ubiquitin ligase complex. Gene Ontology annotation, molecular function: protein binding. The record is from RefSeq and is a predicted model, not a curated record. NCBI's taxonomy places the organism in Eukaryota, Metazoa, Mollusca, Bivalvia, Venerida, Veneridae.